AUGAAGAGUGGACUAACCAAAGCCUGCACAAGCCUUCUAACAGGCUUUCAGGCGUCACUACUGGCUGCGACCUCUCAUACUGCUGAAGUCUCUGGACUGAAGAAGGGUCUGGAGCGGAUCAAGGAGGAGCUCGGCCACAUGAAAAAGCAGCUGGAAGAUAAUCAAGCGUCUGAGGUGGAGACCCUCAAGAAAGUGUUGGCCGAGGCGAAGGACAAAGCGGCCAAGGAAAAGGCUGCCCGUGAAAAGCAUGAAGCCAGGCGGGGCGGCAUCGCACUGCCAUCGAUGGGGGCAGCCGCGCUGCCGUUGCACCCGGAGCCCACCGCGCCCACCGCGCUCCCGCACUACCACCACCACCUCUUCUCCAUCAAGCAACUCAACACGUUGGGUGCCGCCGCCGUACUGGCCUUCUCGACCACUGUGCCGCUCUCGAAGAUCGCCUUUGGCGUCCUGCUCCUCCCCUACCUCCUCCUCCUGGCCACACCCGCCUUCCCGCAACGCCCCGGGAAGCCCAACCCGUUCGCGCCCGUCUUUCGCGGCCUCGUGCGCCUCCUCCUCGCCACGCACACCAUGGACGAGUUCCUCUUCGGUACCGUGCUCCCAGCGUUCUACAUCCUCGACGGCCUCUGGUCCGGGGACACCACGGGGAUCGCCGCCGCGGCCCCGCAUGCGUACCUGCUCUCCGCACAGGUCUUCAACGAGGGGCUCACUGCCAUGUUCCCGUGGCAGUUCUCGCUCCCCGUCAGGGCCGCUGUACCGGUCAUGUACCACGCAAGCAGGAUGUUCGCGGAAGGGGAGUGGCUCCGGCAGGAGAUGGAGGGGGCGACUGCGGUGACGGGAAUAGAAGGCGACGGAGCGGCAGGAGGCUGGGCUAGUCGAGGAGUUCCCCUGCGGCAGCGGUGGCAUAGGAAACCCUAG
Messenger RNA from Triticum aestivum (bread wheat), 915 nucleotides. RefSeq lists its product as uncharacterized. The record is from RefSeq and is a predicted model, not a curated record. The coding region runs from base 1 to 915 and encodes 304 amino acids. NCBI's taxonomy places the organism in Eukaryota, Viridiplantae, Streptophyta, Magnoliopsida, Poales, Poaceae. The transcript is spliced from 4 exons.